GCCAUUCUUAGUGCCCAUAGAUCCGUACAGACACAACAAGUCAUCUCAUUCUCAUACGGAAACCUUGAAACUAAUACGUGUAACUCGAAACUGUUCAGGGCAAGUCGUUAGGGGCCAAAGGACUCAUCUUCUCUGCCAGAUCUUCGAGAUGUCGAAGACAACGAAUCAGGGCCCUCACCGGUGGUUGACCUUGUGUCUCCCGCUGGCCGUUGCUGGAAUUUGCGCCUAUGUUUGGACUGGGCAGAAUGCAGGUAGUCAAUCCAUCAAGUCGAAGUACAGCCGAGCAGUUUCGGUCACAGUCAAUCAAGGCACCAUUCUUGGCAGACUUGUGACCGAUGGCACAUUUCCAGAGCCGCUAGAGGGCUUCAUGGGAAUCCCAUAUGCACUUCCUCCAGUUGGACAACUGCGAUUUAGGCAUGCUGUCCCAGUGCCGUCUGGGAAUGGAACACUCGAGGCAUUUGAGCUUGGCCCAAGAUGUCCAGGAAAGCAGCUUGUUCCCUUUACAGAUGACGAGUGGCUCGGCCCUGAUUGGGAAAGCGAAGACUGUUUGACGAUCAAUGUGUAUCGACCCAAGGGUCACACAGCCGCUGCCCAAAAGCUGCCCGUUGCUGUGAUGAUUCCCGGCGGAGCUUUCAACCGUGGUGCUGCACGGAUGCAUAAUACCCCGUCCAUGCUAGCAUGGUCUGAAGAACCCUGGAUUGGCGUGUCGAUGCAAUAUCGAAUCGGUGUUGCCGGUGGGAUGAACAGUGCACUGACGAUGAAAGAGGGCCUGCUGAACCUCGGACUCAAAGACAUGUAUGUGGCUUUGGAAUGGGUUCAAAAGAAUAUCGCGGCUUUUGGUGGCGAUUCUGAUGAUGUGACUAUCAUGGGGCUAUCUGCCGCAGCGCACGGAAUCGGACAUCUCAUCAUGGACAUCAACCAGAAGAAUACUCUCUUCCACAAGGCCAUCAUGGACUCUGGAGGUCACACUGCUCGAGUCGUGCACCCGCCAAUGUCUGAGCUGAAUGAAGCACAUUUCAAAGAGUUCCUUGAGCUCACAGGCUGCGGUAACAGGCCCGAGCAUGAGAUUCUGCCGUGUCUUCGGGCGCUGCCAUCUUCGACGAUCAUCGAUUCAGGUCAAAAGAUCUACGAGCAAUCUAACCCUUCUGUACGGUGGGCCUGGCAACCAGUCCUAGACGGAGAUAUCAUCUCGAGACGUCCCAUCGAUGCAUGGAAGUCAGGAAGAUGGAACAAAAUCCCCAUCUUCACAGGAUCUGCUCACAAUGAAGGAGCAAUGUACGUCCCUAAGACGGCAUCGACCUCCGAGGACUUCGAGCGCUUCUUCCGCACACUCUUGCCCCAACUUUCCGAGAAGAGUAUAGCAGAGUUGAAUAAGCUCUACUCAGACCCUUCCAAAAACGCGGACUCCGAGUACGUCGAGACUCGAACACUUGAUAUCGGACCGCAGUACAAGCGCUCUGAGGCUGCUUACGGUCACUAUGCAUACACAUGUCCCGUUCGUCAGACCGCAAUCUGGGGAAGCAAGUCGCCAAGUGACCCUCCCGUGUAUCUUUACCACUGGGCCCUGAACAAGACCGCCCUAUACGGUGCCAAUCACGGCGAUCAGAUGCGUUACCAGACUUACAAUGCCGAGGUCAGGUCGAUUUCACCGAAGCAGGAUGAGAUCGCCGGCUAUAUGCAUGCAUACGCUACAUCCUUCAUUGUUCAUGGCGACCCGAACAAGAUCAAGGGCAAGUUUCAGGGUCGCCCUGAGUGGCUCCCUUUUUCAGGCCGGAAAGGCAAGGAAAUGGGAAAGACAAUGAUUUUUGGCGAGGGCAACGACGAGCGUGCUGGCGGAUCUGGAUUGGGUACCUCAGCUGAAUUUUCGGGCUAUAAGUGGGCGGAGAAAGAGUGUAAUUUCUGGUGGAAGCAGACGGAUAACUUCGAAGACUGAUGACAGCUGGGGUCUCUCAAUCUUUAGUGUCAUACUCGAUAUGGGAUGCAAUUUUGAACGCUUAGCGU
Molecule: messenger RNA, 2001 nt
Organism: Colletotrichum godetiae
Lineage: Eukaryota; Fungi; Ascomycota; Sordariomycetes; Glomerellales; Glomerellaceae
Product: carboxylesterase
Exons: 3
Coding region: 149-1933 (594 amino acids)
Source: RefSeq, a predicted model, not a curated record